AUGACAUUUAGUCGCCUUUCACCGUCACCUAAAAUCGAAAGUUCAUCCAGUCCUUCGAGUGUGGAGUCAGCAGGGUCUACAUGGCACACUCAAAAUGGAGAAAGUGGAGACCAUCGGAUGGUCAUAAUAUACGGACAAGAGAAAAUCCUACUAAACAAUACAUUUGACAAGUACUGGCCACACGUUUACGUUACCAUGCUGAACAUUAAUAGUGUUGAGCUGUUCCUGAAGGGAUAUGAAGUGAUAGGGAUGUUGGAGAAAGGGACGCUUGGUUUUUCCUUUAAAUUAAAAUCAACCUCCUCGGGAAUUGUCUACGUGCUAAAAAUGAUGGAGUGCCUAGACCGAACUCAUGCGGAACUGAUUCUGAAAGAAAUUACUUGUUUUCAAAAGUUCAAGCACGUGUGCGUCCCCAGGUUAAAAAAAUGUUUCAUCGCUACUGAUAAGAAAACGUCUGCGAUCUACGUAGUAACUCUGCGAAAAUUUAUUGCUAUACCGAGUUUAAAUGAUUUACUUCUGAAGAGUUACAAGCGGACUUCAAUCGAACGGAGGUUAAUAUUUCGCACUUUCGGCUUUCUACUGGAGUUACUAAACAGCUUGAAAUCCUCUGGUAUUUUAUGUUUAAACUUACAUCCAAAGAACCUAUUUGUCAAUGAAAAUGCUGUGUACGUAUCGGAUAUCGGGUGCCAAAAUCUGUUUGCAUAUUCUCGGGGAGUGGAUCAUUUUGAACACUCAUUCGCUCACUUAUAUGACUCUCACGCAUCCUCCGAACGCCAAGUCAAAUGUCCAACUAUGGUGCAAACUGAAAGACAGAAACCAAUACAUACGAAAUGGUGUGCACCAGAACUGGAAAUGUUUCAGUACACGAGUCGGAGUGACGUAUGGAGCUUGGCAUGCAUCAUGCAAAUUAUGCUGAAUACGGUGGAUCUUAGUGAGGAUAUGAUGGACUGGGCCCUAUCUACCUUGAAAACUAAACCAGAAAACUUCUUUCCUUUCUGCAACCGAUCCACCGAGCAUGAAAAAGACUUUGUUGAGAUUCUACUGAGCAUGUUGGCACCGAAACCUUAUGAGAGGGCUACUUUGGAGCAAAUUACGCAGAUGCCAUUUGUUCAAGAUAUACUAGCGAAGACACACCCAGAAGCUUUGGCAAGAGCGCAGCGUUGCUUGGUCAGUCUAGCAGACCGUCCAGUCCCUGUAAAUUCUGGGAAACAAGCCGUUUACGAUUAUCUACGAGACAACUGGAAAUACGAGCGCUGUGCUGAGGAAGCAAUCGUUUGGUUAGCGGAAUACUGUUGUCAUGAAGGAGCUCUGCAGCCGUUUCACAUGCUAUCCGUUGUGUUGCAUUCUAUGGAUCUGCAUAUCUUAAACAAGAGGCUGGUGCUUGGUUCGUUGGUAAUCCUGCGGCAUGCUGCAAAUAUGGGUCAAACUUUGAUCCACCUUCAUAGUGACAAUGGCAGAAAUAGUAACGCAGAAGAAUUCGCCAUCCUUCGGAUUAUUAUGAAGGCAAUGAAAAGUCAUUCACGUAUAGUGCUUAUACAGCAAGCCGGUCUACAUUUGCUUGACACUAUACUGGGCUCGUUCCAUGCCAGCAUAACUAAUGUUUUGCAUGAACAGAUGAUUCGGAGGAUUCAUGUAUAUGAUUAUCUGUACUUCAUUGGCACGACUACAUACAUCCUCGAGCUACUAACCAGCCAUGUGAAGGAACUGGCUUACUUGGGUGUAGACCAUCUGUGGAAAUAUUGUGUGCAUGAACGCAGCGCACAGCAGGUUGCUGAGAGCAAGGGCCUACAGACAAUAAUUUAUCUACUGAGAAACUACGCCGAUGAGAUACGUCUCUACACAGGAGGGCCACUUCUAAUACUCUCCUUGUCCCACUUCGAGCAUUUUGCAGUUCAUUUCGCUGGUAUCAAAGAAGAAUCGCACUAUCAGGCAGAUGGUCUUGAUGUUUUACGCUCUGUAUAUGAGACACAACACGAUAACAUUGCAGUGAUCGAAGCCGUGGUACAUGUCCUAUCCGCCGUGAUCAAAUAUGAUGACGUUCUUCGUGCACGUGUCGUCAGAACGGAGACACUUUGUGGACUACUGCAGGAUCUUGCGUCGAGGUUCCAAGAUCACGAAGCCCUCAUCGCUGCCACUCAAAACGGCCUUCGAAAGCUAGCCAUUCUUGCCUAA
Messenger RNA from Dicrocoelium dendriticum, 2169 nucleotides. The record is from the annotation of a GenBank genome assembly. NCBI's taxonomy places the organism in Eukaryota, Metazoa, Platyhelminthes, Trematoda, Plagiorchiida, Dicrocoeliidae.